UUACGUCAUCCGACCCUGACGAGCCUCACGUUUUCCACCGUGACCUCAGACUGAUGCACACAUCUUAGCGUUAGCUGCUGCCUGUUUAUAUAUAUAAAAAGAAUAUAUAAGAAAAUAAAUCAAGUUGUGUCGUUGUUCCGAUUGUUAUAGACUGGCUCGCCGUCUGUGGCUGGCUCACAGCUAAUCUGAGCGGAGCACGGCUGAAGACAUGGCCGCUAUCGAGGAGCUUUCACCGGCCGCGGGCCCGGUGUCCACCCGGCCCCCCGAGGACGAGAUAGACGACGACGAAGAUGAAGACCUGGAUGAGACACUAAUGGAGAGGUUGUGGGGCCUGACAGAGAUGUUCCCUGACACAGUUCGCACAGCUGCUGAGGUGUCUGCACACUGCUCUGUGUCGCUGGCCAAGAAAUUUUACAGUUUUUCCCGCUCUGCGCUCUGGGUGGGCACUACCUCCUUUAUGAUCCUGGUGCUGCCUGUUGUAUUUGAAACGGAGAGACUACAGCUGGAGCAGCAGCAGCUUCAACAGCAGAGACAGAUUCUGUUGGGACCGAACACUGGAAUGUCUGGUGGAAUGCCGGGGAUGAUGCCUCCUGCACCCGGCAAAAUGUGAACGACCUGAGAUCUGCUGCAAGGCGAUACAGCCAGGUUACUCACAAGGAGAGACAGAGAGACCACGGAGAAGAACGAAGAAUUAGUUUUUUGUUUUUUUGUUUUUUUUAACCAUAAAGGCAGAAGCUGAAUGUCAGCUGUGUGGUACAAGGCUCACUCCAGCACGCCGUGUUGGAACAGAGGAGGAUGCAUCUCUCACUGUCUCUCCUUACUCCUAACAUCAUGCACAGACUGAUUUUCACGAGCACUGCUUAUAUUUUCAUGUUUUUUUUUUUUAAAUAAACAUUUAUGUCAGCAUCUAUAAUGUGUUCCUUAGGGGUUUAGCAGGUGGGAACAAUGAAAAGAGUUGUAUGUCUUGGUGUUUGCAGUCAGAGAAGCAGUUGACUGUUUCUGGUGAAUUGGGACAACUUCAGACAUAUAAAUGUCCAUAGUGUAUAGCAUUUGUAUCUGUACAUUUGUCACAAUUCACCAUUGCACUGUCUGUAUGUGAAAGUAUACUGUUUCCCACUUUGACCGUCCUUGGGCUGUACACAAUAGAUUGUAUUCAGUACAAUCAACUUCCAUACUGUUAAGAUUCAGCACAGUUUAUGUUCUGUCACAGUGUGUGGGAUGCAAAAUCAUUUCUUUUAACAAUGGGAAAUGUGAGUCUUUUUGAUGGUUGAUACCAAUGUUAAUCACCUUUGUUCACUUGUAAGAGAAUGUUAUGUUUGGGUUUUCUCUCAUUCUUGCAACAAAUCAGCCUCUUGCUCCCCAAGUGAUAUCAUGCCUUUUCUGUGUUGAACAUGACUGCAAAAAUUAAAACACCAGAUCAAGACCAAAAUGUUGUUUGCUGUGAA
Salarias fasciatus (jewelled blenny) is the source of this 1445-nucleotide messenger RNA. RefSeq names its product translocase of outer mitochondrial membrane 22 homolog (yeast) (gene tomm22). The record is from RefSeq and is a predicted model, not a curated record. Lineage: Eukaryota; Metazoa; Chordata; Actinopteri; Blenniiformes; Blenniidae. The coding region runs from base 209 to 610 and encodes 133 amino acids. The transcript has 4 exons. Gene Ontology annotation, cellular component: mitochondrial outer membrane. Gene Ontology annotation, biological process: intracellular protein transport.